AUGGAGUCUUGGUCGGCGUAUGUUGAACGUUUGGAGCAAUUCUUCGAGGCUAACGACAUUGGAGCGGAGAAGCAUGUUCCUACAUUGAUAAGUUGCAUGGGCCCAACAACCUAUGGAUUAUUAAGGAAUUUAGUUCAACCGGACGUGCUGAAGGGAAAGACGUACAAGGAUAUUGUGGAUGUACUGAGGAAGCAUUUGGAGCCUAAGCCGUUAAUUAUAGCAGAAAGAUUUCGCUUUAACCACUGCAGUCAAAAGGCUGAUGAGACUGUGACUAGCUAUGCAGCCGAGCUAAAGCAGUGUGCUGUGCAUUGUGAGUUCGGGGCAUCGUUGGAUGAGGCGCUGCGGGAUCGCUUAGUCAGUGGAAUUCGCAAUGAAGCUUGCCAGCGACGGUUGCUGUCGGAAGCGAACCUGACUUUUGCACGAGCUUUUGAACUUGCUUUGAACAUGGAGACUGCUGAGAAGGACGCACACCAGCUCCGGAAGCAAGAUUCGCACGGGGAGCCUGUGCACAAAGUGGAAGCGCGGCCAUUCAACUCAACGGAGAGGAAGUGUUACCGUUGCAAUGUACCACUAGAGGCCGCUAGCAUCAAGCUCAAGACGUACACAGGGGAAGUAAUGCCUGUGCUAGGGCAGUUUGAAGCCACAGUUAGCUAUAAACAGCAAACAGAACAGCUACCUGUGAUUGUAGUGAAAGGUAGUGGUCCAGCAUUAUGUGGCAGGAACUGGUUAAAGAAGAUAACCUUGGAUUGGAAAGAAAUAAAGCAUAUAAGUGAGAUGCACCAACCAAAAUCAAUUGAAGAAGUGUUGGAAUUACACUCCGAAGUGUUUAAGGCUGAAUUGGGCACUCUGCGUGGCAUUACAGCCAAAAUUCUUGUAAAUCCUGAUAUCAGCCCGAAGUUUUGCAAGAGCCGUCCACUACCGUUUGCCAUGAAGGCAAGAGUGGAUGCUGAGCUAGACCGACUGGAGAAGGCCGGCAUAAUCUCACCCGUUAAACACAGUGAAUGGGCGGUGCCGGUGGUGCCUGUGGUAAAAAAGGACAAUUCAAUUCGGUUGUGUGGCGAUUAUAAAAUAACUGUAAAUCAAGCCACCACCACAGAGACCUACCCACUACCUCGAAUUGAGGAGCUAAUGUCCACACUGAGCGGUGGGAAAUUGUUCUCAAAGCUUGACCUCGCCUCAGCGUACCAGCAGGUCCUUCUAGAGGAGGAUUCGAAGAAACUACUGACCGUCAACACACACCGGGGUCUAUUUGUGUAUAAUAGACUCGCUUUUGGAGUUAGCUCAGCUCCCGCCAUUUUUCAGCGAAUUAUGGAGAACCUCAUGAAAGACCUGGAUGUAGUCGUCUAUUUAGAUGAUUUGUUAAUUACAGGAAAAACUGAACAAGAUCACUUGCAGAAGCUACAAGCAGUGUUGCAGAGACUUCAGGAGAGUGGCUUGAGAGUUAAGAAAGCCAAAUGUGAGUUUGGGAAAAAGCAGAUUGAAUACCUGGGGCAUGUAUUGAACAGCCAAGGCAUCCACCCCUCUCCAGGCAAGGUAAAAGCAAUCAAGGAGGCACCAGCCCCAUCUUGUGUUAAAGAACUGAGAGCUUUUUUGGGGCUAGUUAAUUACUACGGGCGAUUCGUGCCUAACCAAAGCACAGUGCUAGCUCCUCUCUAUAGGCUGUUAAAAGACCAGGUGGAAUGGGAGUGGAAGAGGCCUGAGCAAGGAGCCUUUGACAAGUGCAAGGAGUUGCUAAUCAGUGACAAGGUACUUGUGCACUAUGACCCUGAUCUACCACUCACCCUAGCUUGCGAUUCUUCAGCCUAUGGAAUAGGUGCUGUCAUUCAACAUGAGAUGCCAUCGGGAAAGAAACGUCCAAUUGCUUACGCAUCAAGGACGCUCGCCCCUGCUGAGAAAAAAUACUCUCAGAUUGAGAAAGAAGGACUGUCAUUGAUAUUCGGAGUAAAAAAGUUCCAUCAAUACUUAUGGGGAAGGAAAUUCAAACUCGUGACAGAUCAUAAACCCUUGCUGACUCUGUUUGGAGAACACAAGAGUCUACCCACUAUGGCAGCAGCUCGAAUUCAAAGAUGGGCGAUCAUUCUCUCAGCAUAUGACUACAGCAUUGAGUACUGUGCGUCAGAGAAACACAGCAAUGCAGAUGGACUUUCAAGAGUACCUUUGCCUGACACGGGCGACGCAGGCACAACAGCCAUAUCAGAGAGCAUUCACGCGCUGCUGACUGCACACUUAGAGCAGGCGCCUCUGAAUGCUGAUCAAGUGGCGCGCACAUCCCGUACGGACAAUGUGCUGUCCAAGGUUCUCAGAUAUGUUAUGACUGGAUGGCCUAAUGAUGUGGACCAAAGUCUGAAAGCCUUCCACACACGCAAAUGCGAACUGUCAGUUGAGCGUGGAUGUGUGCUUUGGGGCACUAGAGUAGUGUUACCUGAAAAACUGAGAAAGACUGUGUUGAAAGAAUUGCAUUCUGGUCAUCAGGGUGUUGUAAAGAUGAAAGCCCUGGCACGCAAAUACGUUUGGUGGCCUAAGAUUGAUUCCGAUGUGGAGCAGAUAUGCAAAGUCUGUGAGAGUUGCCAGAUGGAGCAACGGAUGCCUCGACAGGUACCAUUGCAACCAUGGGAGUUUCCAGGUCAGAGCUGGAGAAGACUGCAUAUAGACUUUGCCGGCCCUUUCUUAGGGCACACCUUCAUGAUAGUGGUGGAUGCGUACUCUAAGUGGCUGGAGGUGUUCAGAAUGCCAAGCCUCACCUUACAAGCCACCAUCACUAGACUAAGGAGACUGUUUGCAGCAUACGGUCUUCCUGAGCACGUUGUCACUGACAACGGGACACAAUUCACAUCAGAGGAAUUCAAGAACUUCAUGCGUCAGAAUGGAAUUCUGCACUCAACGAGCGCCCCUGGCCACCCUGCCAGCAAUGGCCUCGCCGAAAGGUAUGUACAGACAUUUAAGAGUGGUAUGAAAAAGCUUGGACAGACCACUAUGGACAUAGAGGACAAGAUCUCUGUGUUCCUGAUGCAGAACCGCUGUACUCCAAAUUGUACCACAGGUCAGUCGCCUGCGGACUUAUUCUUGAACAGACAUAUGCGUACUCGCUUGGACCUGAUUGUUCCUGACACCGCAGUUACUGUGCGCAAGAAGCAAUAUAUGCAAAAGUUCUAUCACGAUCAACGUGCAGUAAACAGGUCUUUUACUCUGGAUGACCCUGUAUAUCUACAGAAUACAGCGGGGGGAAGAGAAAAGUGGAUUCCGGGUGUCAUAGCCGAGCAAACUGGACCAGUGUCCUACAAAGUGCAAGGGACAGACAGUGACGGCACCUACAGGAGGCAUGGUGAUCAAUUGAGAGCCCGUGUCCCAACCGAUGGCCUGGAUUUGAAUACGGACUGUACCACCACUGGCCCCGAUGUGAUCCAGGAUGACAAUCCAGCACAGAAUGCCAAGCCCGUGCAAAUGGACAAUGCAGAGAUGCAAGCGGUUCAAGAUUGA
Molecule: messenger RNA, 3477 nt
Organism: Clupea harengus (Atlantic herring)
Lineage: Eukaryota; Metazoa; Chordata; Actinopteri; Clupeiformes; Clupeidae
Exons: 4
Coding region: 1-3477 (1158 amino acids)
Source: RefSeq, a predicted model, not a curated record